Messenger RNA from Haemonchus placei, 267 nucleotides. The record is from the annotation of a GenBank genome assembly. Lineage: Eukaryota; Metazoa; Nematoda; Chromadorea; Rhabditida; Trichostrongylidae.
AUGAACGCAUCAGUGCUCUUUAUUUUCGCUGCACUGUUUUGUGUAGCCUUGGGACAGUUUGGGCCAGAAUUUGGCGGCCCUAUGGGAGACAUGGGCAUGGGCGGAAUGGGCCCGGCUAUGGGCGGAAUGGGCGGAAUGGGCCCGAUGGGAGGAUUUGAUGGUGGUUUCGGUGGCAUGGGUGGUGGGUUCGGAAUGCCCCCACCAAUUCGAAGAAGAAGAUAUGUUGAAGGACUCGGUCAUGAUGUGCUGACACGCUUCCUACGCUGA